AGGACCUGAGAGAAGCCAUGUUAAUUGCUCAGGAACAUGCGACUAAAGAACAAGGCAGACAGACGAGGCUCUACAAUAGGAAAGUGAAAGGAGCAACAAUUGAGAUUGGAGACCGUGUACUUGUGGCCAAUAAGAAAGAGAGAGGGAAGAGGAAGGUUGCAGACCGCUGGGAGCCGACUGUUUACACUGUGAUGGAUAAGAAUGCAAAGACACACACGUACAAAAUACAGAAUACUGUCACAGGGAGUGAGCGGGUGGUUCAUCGUAAUCUGCUCAUGCUGGUGAACUUCCUUCCCGUCCAAGGUGUGCCACAUUCUUCUCCGUCUGACCUCUCAAUGUCUUCUGUCCUGUCUUCUGUCCCUGAUGUCCAUUCCAUGGCUUCAGGUCAAACUUCAUCCAAGCAGACGGAAGACCAAGUGUCUGUCCAGCAAGAGUCUCAACAUAGUGUGGAAGAUGUCCAGAGUCUUAUGAGUGAUUCUGAGCCUGUAAAUUAUUUGAAUGGCUGUCUGCCCAGCUCUAAUAUUGAGAGUCCAAGUUCUGAUGUCUUGCCAGUGUUACCUGUUGCUAAAGAAAGAACCAGAGAGUGGGUCAGUCACUUGAAUACACCAGGUCACCUACCUGACUCUCUUGAGAGAACUUUCAGUGAGCCACUUGCUGACCCGACUGACGUGUUGUCUGACGAAGCAUCAGAUUUGUGCUCUGGACCCUCUUACCCUACUCACACUGACGAGACUGUAGUUAAAGAUGCCUUGACUGUUAGUGAUCACAACACAGCUUGUUUAGUUACUUCUGACACUGCACCCACUGAUGUACACACUGAGUUGUCUGAGCCUGUACCACAAACUACUACACGUUUGGGUCGUGUUAUUAGACCAGUCAACAGACUCCUUUAUACUAUAGCUAGACAAGAUAUCACUAAACGAUUGCAGCAGAAUGUUCGGACUGUCUGCAGCUCUGUUGUUCAAGCUCUUAGGGCAUAAGUCUUCUGCACCUUAUACCUGGUGAAUUAUGUAUUGAUAGUUUUGGGCAAGUGUAGAAUGUGUAAGGCAUUCUUCAUCCGGUGGUUGGUUGGAGAGUUUGACGUCUCUCUCUGUCCACUACAUCCUUAAAGGAUACCUUUUAUAUGGUCGGACUUUUAGUGUAGUCCCUUGACAUUUGAUGAGCUUUGGGUAUAGUGUUGAAGCAGGUGUGUAAUUUUGUCCAGAAUUCAGUGGGGGGUGGGUGUAACAGAGUUGAAAAUAACCUCACCUACAUAAAGUGAAUUCUUUCAAAAUUAUGAUAUUACAUUGUUAUUGUAAUCUCUAUUUUUAUAUACACUGGUUUUUAUAUGUUUAAAAUGUUUUCAUAUGUCGUACCCAUUCACAUGAGUUUAAAACAUGAGACAUUGCGACUGCAAUUGUAUUUUCAUUUCUACUUUGCAUUUCAAUAUUUUGAGCAUUUGCUCUUCCCGUACUCCAGUCAGAACUAGUCUGCUGGAGGUAAGCUGUGCAUAGAGAGUGCUCCGUGAAUAAUUUUGUGUUUUAAUAUAAAAUAACAUGUUUGUCUUCCACACUGGUUCAAAUACGUAUAUACAUAAGUUGUAUUAAUAGAUAAUUUCUGCAAGUAAUGCUAGAGUGUUGUCUAAGAUGGUAUCUAAUUGAGCCAUUGUGGCCUACGUCUUUUUGGCGGCAGCCACGUUAUGUUAGCUAGCUUUAUGAAGAAAACACUUGCAAUUUCUUGAUUUCCUUUUUACGUUUAUACUGUAGAUUUGGGUAUGCAGUCGUCAUCGUCUAAUCUCAGUGGAUUCUUUGUUUUAUUUGUGAAUGCAGGUACGUUGUUUAUACUGUUAAUGAAUCAUUGCUUGUUGUGAAUUCAAUGGAAAAAAACUAUACGAUCACAACGUGUGAAACGUGUGCCAACUCUGUAUGUUGUUUCUUCUGCAUGAUUUUAUGUUUGUUUAAACUGAAUUGAACAAGCUAUGCAUUAUUUUAUCUAUGUUCAGGAAUAGCAUAGACAAUGCUAGGAGUCAGAACUAGUCUGCUGGAGAUUUGGGUAUGCAGUCGUCAUCGUCUAAUCUCAGUGGAUUCUUUGUUUUAUUUGUGAAUGCAGAGAAAUAAAAACAGUGAGAAGAGUU
Messenger RNA from Alosa sapidissima (American shad), 2113 nucleotides. RefSeq lists its product as uncharacterized. The transcript is spliced from 2 exons. The record is from RefSeq and is a predicted model, not a curated record. Lineage: Eukaryota; Metazoa; Chordata; Actinopteri; Clupeiformes; Clupeidae. Bases 18 to 980 code for a protein of 320 amino acids.